AUGUCCUCUUAUCCACAGGAAGAAGAUCACUCAAGGCAUCUUGAGUAUUCGCAAGGUGGCAAUUAUGCAGCAGACUUUGAGUACUCACGCGACAACGGUGGCCCAGCACACGCCGAGUACCCACGAGGCGACGGUGACCCGGCACACUUCGAGCACCCACGAGCCGACGGUGACCCGGCACACUUCGAACACCCAAAAGAAGACAGUCACGCAGCGUAUUCCUUGAGCCCACAAGACAGUCGCGCAGAAUAUAGCUCAAACCCACAAGAAGACAGUCGCGGAGUACACUUCAAAAAUCCGCAGCAUGAGUAUUAUGCAACAAACGGCGAGUACAACUAUAACGCAGUACCCUUCAGGCGGGCAUUCGAAGUCGUGCACUAUUCAGAUGGGCCGUGGACCGAGGAGGCGGAGGAGGCGGAGGAGGCGGCCUUUUCGCAGGGCUUUCCAUCAAGGGACGGCAAACGUGUUUACAUGCCCUGGAACGAGCUGCCGUAUCACACCUUGGGAAUCGAGCAUAGGCAACCUCCCUCAUCUGAUGAGAAGGACAAAGAGACUGAAGCCUCUCAACCCGCUGAGACCUAG
This is a messenger RNA of Pestalotiopsis fici W106-1, 582 nucleotides long. RefSeq lists its product as uncharacterized. The transcript is spliced from 2 exons. The record is from RefSeq and is a predicted model, not a curated record. The coding region runs from base 1 to 582 and encodes 193 amino acids. NCBI's taxonomy places the organism in Eukaryota, Fungi, Ascomycota, Sordariomycetes, Amphisphaeriales, Sporocadaceae.